Molecule: messenger RNA, 1194 nt
Organism: Diutina rugosa
Lineage: Eukaryota; Fungi; Ascomycota; Pichiomycetes; Serinales; Debaryomycetaceae
Gene: CYS3
Product: cystathionine gamma-lyase
Exons: 1
Coding region: 1-1194 (397 amino acids)
Biological process (GO): transsulfuration
Cellular component (GO): cytoplasm
Molecular function (GO): cystathionine gamma-lyase activity; pyridoxal phosphate binding
Source: RefSeq, a predicted model, not a curated record
AUGACCUUGGACCAGCAAGAAACCUACGCCUUCGGCACCAACGCCGUCCACCUGGGCGCGCCCAUCGACGCCACCACCGGCGCCGUCAUCGAGGCGGUGUCGCUCCUGACCACCUUCGCCCAGCUGGCGCCCGCCCAGCCGUUGGGCGAGUUUGAAUACCUGCGCUCGGACAACCCCAACCGCCAGAACUUUGAGCGCGCCGUCGCCGCGUUGGAGCAGGCGAAGUACGCCAUCGCCGUGUCGUCGGGUUCUGCUGCCACCGCGUUGGUGAUCCAGCUGUUGCCCGUCGGCGCCCACAUCAUCUCUGGCGGUGAUGUUUACGGUGGUACCCACAGAUACUUCACCAAGGUCGCCAACACCCACGGGGUUGACGCCACUUUUGUCAACGACCUCGAGCGCGACUUGAAGAGCGCUGUCAAGGACAACACCGCGCUCGUGUGGUUGGAAACCCCUUCCAACCCGACGCUUGCGGUGACGUCGAUCGCGCUGGUCUCUGCCCAAAUCAAGGAGCUCAACCAAGCCAGAGCCAACCCCAUUUUGUUGGCCGUCGACAACACCUUCUCGUCGCCGUACAUCACCAACCCGUUGGCGCACGGCGCCGACAUCGUGUCGCACUCGGUCACCAAGUACCUCAACGGCCACUCCGACGUGGUGAUGGGGGUGGUCGCCGUCAACUCUGCCGAGCUCCACGACAAGAUCCGCUUCUUGCAGAACGCCGUCGGCGCCAUCCCGUCGCCGUUCGACCUGUGGUUGGCCCACCGCGGGUUGAAGACGUUGCACUUGCGCGUGCGCCAAGCGAGCGCCACCGCGCAAAAGUUGGCCGAGUUUUUGGCGGCGCACCCCGCCGUCAAGGCCGUCAACUACCCGGGUUUGCCCGACCACCCCAACCAUGCCGUGGUGCAAAAGCAGCACCGCGGCGGCCUUGGCGGGGGCAUGAUCUCGUUCAGAAUCAACGGCAACGCCGCCGCGGCGCUGAAGUUCUGCCAGCUGACGAAGUUGUUUACUCUCGCCGAAUCGUUGGGCGGGAUCGAGUCGUUGUGCGAGGUGCCCGCGGUGAUGACCCACGGCGGCAUUCCUCAACAACAGAGAGAGCUGGUGGGUGUGUUUGACGACUUGAUCAGAUUGUCGGUGGGUAUUGAGGACACGGACGACUUGAUCCGCGACGUCGAACAGGCGUUGGCUGCCGCCACUUAG